This is a messenger RNA of Adineta ricciae, 1278 nucleotides long. Lineage: Eukaryota; Metazoa; Rotifera; Eurotatoria; Adinetida; Adinetidae. The record is from the annotation of a GenBank genome assembly.
AUGCGUUGUGUCGAAAGUCUUCUCUAUCAAGUUCUGUCAUCAAUUAUCGUACUACAGUUGAAUCAUGCAGUUCACGGCGAGAAAGAUCUCUCGAAAUCGAUAUUGGAUUUCACUACUGGAUUCACCCGUUUUCAUUCAUCACCGGAUGUUGUGGGUCGCCGUUCGCUUGUCUGGUCACCAUUGAGUCUUUACGAGGCAAUGUUAAUGGUUGCCGAAGGUGCUAGUGGAGAAACGUUUACUGAAAUGCAACGAAUCACACAUUUACAAACGAAAGCAGCCGCUCGAGAAUGGUCAACAAGUUAUCUUAGUGAUGUUAAAAAACUUGCGAAAGACAAUCGUCAAUAUAAUAUCUCGGUGAAUAUCGCCAAUCGUUUGUAUGCUGAUAAUGAUUUUGAUUUAGACAAUGAAUUUAAUGAGAAUUUGAAGAAGUUUUAUGAAAGUCAAUUGGAAUUAAUCGAUUUUAGUCAGGCACAGAUGUCAGCCAACAAAAUUAAUCAAUGGAUAUCGAAUCAAACAAAUAAUAUUAUCAAAAAUAUUCUCAAUGCAAGAGAUAUUAAUCCGAUGACCAGUCUAAUGCUCGUCAAUACUUUACAUUUCAAAGCACCAUGGGCGAAACCGUUCGAUUCGGAUAUCACAAGCAAGGAAAAUUUUACAUUGAACACAGGUCGUACAAUUGAAUUGAAAACAAUGCAUUUGACAUCACAUUUCCCCUAUUAUCAUGAUAAAAAACAUCAAUCACAAUGGAUUAAUUUACCCUACAAAGGAAAUAAUCGUUACGUGCUAACACUCGCUCUGCCCGAUAAAGAUAUCGAAUUGCGCGUUUUAGAAAAGAAACUUUUACGUAAUUCCAAGAUUUUAAACAAUAUCUUCUCGACACUUGACAAUCGUACCAUUAGCAAUACACGUGUGCAAUUAGCAUUACCCAAAUUUCGUAUUGAGUCAAAAUUGGACUUUGCUGAACAUUUCAAACGAUUGUAUAAUGUUAAAGCACCGUUCGAUGCCGACAAAGCUGAUUUCAGUUUGAUGAGUUCGGGCCGAUCGAAAGAAUUAUAUAUGUCGAAAAUUUUACAUAAAGCAGUUAUUGAUGUUGAUGAAGCUGGCACGGAAGCAGCCGCUGUUACUGUCGUUCAAAUGCUUUCUCGUUCAGGAAUGAUUUUGCAUGAAGAUCCAGUACGACUAUCAUUUUCAAGACCUUUUCUAUUUUAUUUACGAGAUAUUAACAACAAAGUACCUUUGUUUAUAGGGAGAUUUACUGGAAUGUUUAUGUCAUCCGAAUAA